AUGUUGUGGAAUCCGGCCAAGUCAACCCUCAAGAUCUUCCUUGGACGGUCUCUUGGUUCCAUUGUCACUCCAGCUCACCUGAUGCUCGACACAUUCACCGAAUCGAUAUUGAACGUGCUCAGCGAUCAAGGGCUCCUUGUUCUUGCUCUCGUUACCUCGCACUUUGAUCCGACUUCUGAUAUACAUCAGCACUUUAACCAACAGCGUCACACACCGGACCAAGUGCUUUCAGAAGCCCCUCAACUUCUCUCUUUGGAGUCUUACCAUCUUGUUCGGUCGCUGGAAGUGCCGGAUGAAUUAAAUGCGAUGUGCCGCUACUCCUUCCCGACUAUUGAAGGCCUCAAAGCCCACAAGGACCAAUUUGAACUUGCUAAAGCCGACCUUGAGUUGCACCUUGAUAGUUUUGAUACAAUGUUGGAGAUGAUACUUAACACAGAUACAUCUGGGCGUCUACAUCACAUGGAGCAGCGGCGAGGCAUGGAAAAGUGUCUUCAAAUCCGCAAAAAGUUAUGUGAUCGCGUUGAUGCGCUUGGGGCCAAGCAGAAAGAAGACGACUUCCAGGACCUACCCACCGACCCUAACACCGGAACGAAAAUAUCAGUACUAAACACUUACUCCACAGGUGACGCCUACUAUUAA
This is a messenger RNA of Aspergillus puulaauensis, 639 nucleotides long. RefSeq lists its product as uncharacterized. Bases 1 to 639 code for a protein of 212 amino acids. The transcript has 2 exons. NCBI's taxonomy places the organism in Eukaryota, Fungi, Ascomycota, Eurotiomycetes, Eurotiales, Aspergillaceae. The record is from RefSeq and is a predicted model, not a curated record.